GCAGCGAAGGGCGGGGCAGGGGCUGAGGUCCUGGGGCUACAACUCAGGACUUGUGCCCAACCGCAGUCUUCUAGCUGCCUCCUAACAGGCUGCGGGCGUGGUACAAGCAUAGGGACGCCUACCUGACAUGAUCCAGGCCGCGGAGUGCAUUUCCAUAGACAGCCGGAAGGGACGGGCAAAGACUUGGCUCCUACAGCAGCCUCAUUGUAGCUUUCGUCAACCUUCUCCAUCACCGGCCUCGAUCCCCCGCCACAGGAACCCAUCCCAGCUCUAAGGACUCCCUGGCUUCUGAUAUAGUCUCUGGGCAAGAAGGCCUGGUUGUAGGAUUGUUAGAUGACCAAGAGAUGAACUGUAGGGCGCCUCAGAGACUGUUUGCUCAGUGGGCAGAGCAGAUGCUAAGAGAGGGGUGUGUGGUAAGACUGGUUGUCGCCAUCUUUCUGAGGCUGUCCCUGACACCUGAACACAAGGUGAGUCCAUUUCCGGGCUCAGGGUCUGGAGCUUGUGCCAGUCAUCCAGUCCAACCCAUGGGGCCAUAUCACCGCUGACAGCCUCGCUCACGGACCGGGAGACGUGCAGACCAUAUUUCCAGAGCUGAAGGACUGAGUCAUAGGACUGUGUGAAGGAAAAAAAGGAACUUGCACAGAGAUACCCCUGCUCAUUAGAAGAUGAGUGACCCAGAGUCAGAUUUCAACCUUAAAGUCGUCCUGGUCAGCUUCAAGCAGUGUCUUACUGAAGAGGGGCAAGUGCUGCUGGACCACUACAUUACCAGCUGGAAGGGGCUAGUCAGGUUUCUGAACAACCUGGGUGCCGUAUUCUCAUUCAUCUCCAAGGACGUGGUCUCAAAGCUGCAGAUAAUGGAAAGUCUGAGGAACAGCCCGCAGUGUGAACACUACACCAGCUUACAGUCCAUGGUCGCCUACGAGGUGGGCAACAAGCUGAUAGACCUAGAUCGCCGCUCGCGGCCCCGAUACCCUAACUCAGGCUGCCGGACUGUGCUGCGCCUGCACCGUGCUCUGCGCUGGCUGCAGCUGUUCCUCGAAGGCCUGCGCACCAGCCCCGAGGAUGCUCGUACCUCCACGCUCUGCAGUGAUGCCUAUAAUGCCACACUGGCUGCCUAUCACUCCUGGAUCGUACGUCAAGCUGUCACUGUGGCCUUCUGCGCCCUGCCCACACGAAAGGUCUUCCUCGAGGCCAUGAAUGUGGGCUCCUCUGAGCAAUCAGUGGAGAUGCUGGGAGAGGCCCUACCCUUCAUCGAGAAUGUGUAUGACAUCUCCCAGAAGCUCUUUGCUGAGCACUCCCUGCUAGACCUGCCCUAAGGGUGCUUCCCCAACUCAGAACUGGGCUUGGGCAGCCUGGGACCUCUCCUGCAGCAGUGCUUUCUGGAUGCUGCUGUCCCCCUGAAAGCUGGGCUUGUCGAGGGCCACAGGCUGUGAAGAGAAAGGUGGCAGCAGCUGAACCAAGUGAGGUGGGUGGUAGCCGUGCUCUUGGUCCAGGACAAGACCAUUGAACUCCAUUUUCGCCCUCUGCUUCAGUUAUGUGUGUGUUCAGUCAGGCCUUACUGAAAUUAGAUGGCACAUGGAGAUGAUGGGGGAGGAGGGCCAUGUUCUACCUCCCAUGUGUGGAAACUGAAACGGUUUAAGGGCACAGGUCCCUGGAACUGAGGUUCUGUCUCCCCACAGUCAACAUGCCCAGUCAGUGCAUAUCCUUCCUGUGCCCAUCUUGAACCUAAGACAUGGCAUCAGUGCCAGAUAAACAGCCCUGGGCCUACAUGCCUGGGUCCCCUUCAUAUUCCAGAAGCUGUCCUUGGGUAAGAUGAGGCUCCUUUGGCAGUGACACGAAUACCGAAGACCCUUUUCCUUGCCCUUCCCCUGCCUCCUUGUUAGCCUCUCGGCGUAUCAAACAGGCCCUUGUCUCCUUGGAAAUGGAGACCAUUGAAACUGCUAGCUGAGACUUCCUCAGAAAAGCGUGCUCUGGUCAGUGCAGCCUGCUUCACAGCUUCUGCAAUACAGUAUCAGCCUUCAGAAGGUGGCCUCCCCCAAGACUAUAAAAUAAAAUAUAAUACUAAUUGGCCAAA
This is a messenger RNA of Myodes glareolus (Bank vole), 2074 nucleotides long. RefSeq names its product ceramide-1-phosphate transfer protein (gene Cptp). Gene Ontology annotation, cellular component: cytosol; membrane; cytoplasm. Lineage: Eukaryota; Metazoa; Chordata; Mammalia; Rodentia; Cricetidae. The record is from RefSeq and is a predicted model, not a curated record. Gene Ontology annotation, molecular function: ceramide 1-phosphate binding; ceramide 1-phosphate transfer activity. Gene Ontology annotation, biological process: intermembrane lipid transfer; ceramide transport.